GAUAUACCUUUUUGUUGUAACAAGGCAUGUUAUAAGAGAUGGGGGUGCCUCACAUGAUUCUUGUGACUAUGAUACCAAUGUGACGAAUAACAAAUCAAAGUACAAACAAAGUGACCCAGUCUUUGACGAUUCGUUGUGAUGUAUUUUGGGGAAAAGGCAAAGAAGGAAGUACACAUCGAUCCAGAGCCAUCCAAAAACUUACUGUACAUUGCCAAGAUGAACAUACUGUUGAAGGGACGGUUGCCAAGAAUAUAAGGAGAGACAGAGUCUAUAGGGGAAGAGCAUUUAUAUUCUGUAUAAUUUAUAGAGAAUGAUUUUUAUGCAAAGGAUUAUAUUACAUGGAAACAUGAUAUGAGACUUCAUCAUAACAUCAUAACUUAACAUUUUUACAUUCAAAGUGAGACACUGUUAUGAAAAAACAUAAUAUCUCAAUAGUAAUAUAUUACUAUUGAGAUAUUAUGUUUUUUGAUGUCACCACCAAGAAGUGAUGACAUUUUGUUAUAGCAAUAUUUUUUGUGACUUGUGUAGGUGGUCUGUACCAGUUGUUGGCAUAAGCAAUCAUUUUAAUAACAAUGCUUUGUUUAAAAAUAUCUAGACUCUGAUGUGAUACAGUGAACUGACACAUACUGGUAUGUUAAGUACACUAAGUAACAAAAUCUUCAUCAGUUUCUCUCCAGGACUAUUUGUAUCCCAAGAGAUAGUGGAGAGUUGAUUCCAAUCCCCACCUGUGAUGUUUCUGAUAAACAAUCACGUUCUAAUAUAUAUGUUUCACCUGUGCUGAUUUAUCUAAAUCCCAUAGUAAGCACUUGAGCAGAAUUCUUGUUUCUUUUGGAAAAACAAGUCAAAAUGUCUAUAACUUGGAUGAAAAACAGGGUGCAGAAGCAAAGAAUUACUUAUCAAUAUAGCAGGCAUAAAUGACGUGAUCCUCUUAUGUAACAUCAGGUGAUGCGUUAGAGAAAUCUGAGGAUUGAUAUUUCAUGUUAGAAUGUAAAAUCCGAUAAAUAUGACAUCAUUGAGUUUGAUGAACUCAUAGAACUUUCUUGAAUUUAUGAGUUCCUAACAAAUAAUAUAUGGAUCAUGUUGCAUUGAACUUGUUUAUGAGUAAUAAGAUCAACCUAGAUUCAUGAAUUUUAUCAGACAGAAUUCCGCAUGAUUUCAUUUAAAUCCAAUAAAUUCAAAACCAGGAAAAGUAUUUUUGUUAACAUUUGAAUUAAUGGAUUAACAUGUAAAUGAACUUAAAGAUACAUUGCAGAUUUGGAUUAAUGAGUGAAACGGUUAAUAUCAUGGCUGAAAGAGGAAGUCAAGAUGAUCACAUGAACAAUGACAUGGAGGAUAUUCAUAAGGAAAUAAAUGGACAACAAUCAAUUGAAGACUAUGAGAUAAGCAGUGAAGAGAACAAAAUUGGAUUUAAUGAAAAUAGAAAUAUGGAGAAUAAAGAGAUGGUAGAACCAGAAAGGUGUGUAUCUGACCUUGUAAUCACUCUUGUCAAAAAUGAAAAUAGUCUACCAGAAAAUAGUGGAAAUAGUGGAAAGCCAGAAAUAAUGGAGGAAGAAAAUAACGAAAAGGCAGAAGAAAAUGGUCUGCUGGAAAACAGUAGUAUGGUAGAAAAUAGUGAGACAGAAAACACUGGAAAACUAGAAAAUUUGGAGGCAGAUAAUAAUGAAAAGGCAGAAUAUAGUAUGCUAGAAAACAGUAGUAUGACAGAAAAUAAUAAGACAGAUAACAGUGGAAAACCAGAAAAUAUUGAGGCAGAUAAUUGUAAAAAAGAACAUGGUGGUGCUAAAAACAAUGAAAAUGGAGGAAAUGGUGACCUAGAGAAUGACAAUGUAGUAGAAAUUUAUGCUGAAAAUGAGACCAUUUACAACAAGAAGGAAAAUGACAAACAAGAAACAAAUGAGAAAGAUUUUCGUGAAAAUGACAUAAUAACAAAUAGAAAUGAAUCAACCGAUGGAAACUGUGAUGAACUGAUUGCUGAUGAAUCAAUUGAAGCAGAUGUAAGACCAACUGCUGUUGACAAUGUAGAAGAAGAUGAAACUGCUGUUGUACCAAUGCAUCAUAUUGCACUUCAAAAACUUGAUGAUAUCAUAGGUAUGAAGUUACAAACAACAGUCUUUAUUUGUAUCUUGUUUGCAUAAAGCACUAGAUAUUGAUGAUAUUGAUCAAGAAAUUAUCAUUUCAGAAUAUGGGUACCAGUAG
This is a messenger RNA of Owenia fusiformis, 2196 nucleotides long. NCBI's taxonomy places the organism in Eukaryota, Metazoa, Annelida, Polychaeta, Sabellida, Oweniidae. The record is from the annotation of a GenBank genome assembly.